Trichobilharzia szidati is the source of this 5043-nucleotide messenger RNA. Lineage: Eukaryota; Metazoa; Platyhelminthes; Trematoda; Strigeidida; Schistosomatidae. The record is from the annotation of a GenBank genome assembly.
CUUCGUUCCAUACUGAAGAUUAGAUGGCCGGAAAGAAUCACAAACAAGAAGCUAUGGGAACAAACGAAACAGGAACCAAUCGCCCAACAAAUAUGCAGGAGAAAGUGGAGAUGGAUUGGACACUCGCUGAGGAGGCCGUUGGGUGACAUCGCGCGUCAGGCCCUCGAGUGGAACCCGAAAGGGAAGCGGCGAGUGGGACGUCCAAGGGUGACAUGGAGGAGAUCGUGUGAGGAGGAGAUGAAACAGUAUGGAAUAACAUGGACGCAAGUGAAAAUUACAGCAGAAGACAGAAGCAAGUGGAGACGUGCAGUUGAAGCCCUAUGUUCCACUAGGAACCCUAGGGAACAAUAAUAUAAUAAUAAUAAUGCUAACUUUACUGAUCGUUCCCACAAAUGUGACAGUUGAAAAUUGUAUGCUGAUUAUUGUGUCUGUAUUCGAACGCCAUUGGUUAUUCCGAAAAAUGUGACAAUUACUAAAUGUACGUGCAUUAGUGUGUAUCUGUGUCUCAAUUUGGUUGAGGAUUAUAUAUAUAUAUAUAUAUAUAUAUAUAUAUAUAUAUAUAUAUACGUAUGCUUGUGGUAUGACGGACUGGGUGUCUGAAUUCUAAUUAUCCUAAUACUGAGGGAUUACUACUACAUUCGGUGUAGUUCUCGUUUGAUUCUGGAUAUAAGUUCGAGUGAACACUAAUUUAGGAGAAAUGCUUCUUAGAAAGCAGCACAUAUACCUUAUUUAAAAUGACUUAAUGAACUGACAACAAUUUUUCUGAAUUCAAAUCUUCACAUCUUCAGUACCGACACGGAGUGGCAAGAAUCAUUCGUGGAAUUCAUAUUUCUUCAUUCACAUAAGCUGUAAUGCGUAAACAGAAAACAGCUGUAUGAGUACAAUAUUAAGGGCAAUUAAUAUGCUAGUUUUUAAAAAAAAUAAAAGUUCCUAGAUGAUUUCAUGUGAAACACUUCAUCAAAACACUAAUGGCUUUCUCAAACGAAACAGUAUACCUUGUUUUGCAAAUGAAAUAUGAACUACUGACAAUUUAUCUGCAACCUACAUAGUCCAGAGCAUAUAUUAAGGGUUUCCUCCUUAAUCGCCUUUUUUCUAAUUAUUUUCCCCUUCAAAAAUAUCCCCCCCUUUUCAUCAUUUUCCCUAGAAAUAUCCCAGUUUUGUCCAUGUUAUUGCACAUUUGGGAAUGGACCUAGUCAUACAAAUUUUUGAACCAAUCUAAAGAACAACGACUUACUUACUUUACUUUACUUCGGCUAUCUCCUACGGGAGGAUGAGCCGGCUUCAUGAACAUCUCGAAUCAUCGUUUGUAAGAGAGUUUAUGAAGUUUCAUGGGAAUUUGGUACGAGUGAUGUCCCCAGAAUUGCUCGGCCUUUUGUUUGAGAGUGCAGCUCUAGCCUUUACACAACCAAGUGUGACCUACAAGGCAGUAGGAGUGGAGUAGGGAGUCCACUAUCCAUUGGCAGCCGCUGACCGGAAUUCGGUUCAUACGCCUUUUUGAAUGGGGCCAGACAUCCAGGACAUCCAACAAGCCCUUUGUCCAUACAUCUGCCGGUGAGCUCCAGUAAGCUUCAUACGCCAGUCGUUGGAGGUUUGGAAUCAGAGUUUAGCCUUCUCCCCUAGACUGUCAUCUAAUGGACAGUCAACCCGGUGAAGAGCGCCGGGCAUCCGCUUUCGCCCUCUCACUUUGGUGAAAAACACCUCCGCCACGUGAAGGCAGUGAGUAGGACUUCCUCAGGAGAGGCUAUGUAAGACGCCUGGUCAUAUGGGAGCAUUUCAAGAGGUGUGCGGAGGCGUGGCCAACCCGCAGCGCAAGGCACCCACCCCCGACCAUCCUGAGGCUUUGGAGGCAAAGAACAACGACCAUGGAGUGCGAACACACCAGUUACCUUGUGCGCACAUCGUUCUUUGGAUCGUAGAACCUUUCGUUUUACAGUGCCAGUAUGAAUGUUGUGCGCGGACUGAGAUGUAAAUUGCAUCCCGUUCUCUGUUUUAAGUACUGUUCGAACAUUGAGUUGAUAGCAUGUUAAGGUUAGGAUUAGUGUUAGGGUCAAGGUAAGGAGUGCGUUUAGGGUUAGGGUUGGGAAUAGGGUGUUUCAUUAUUAUUUUGGGUAAUUUUCUCGUAAACAAGUGGCUUUCCAUUGGUCGUCUCAAGGCCGCCCUUGCUUCCGCACUCCGUGGUUGCAACUUUUUUCGCUUAUUUUGUGAAUAUGGAUAAAGUAGGUAAAAAUAUGGGCAAUUUUUCGUUCAAAGCUGGGUAAAAUGGGAGAAAGUUUCAUUUUCGGAAGUGACACGAGUGAAUUGAGAAAAAGUGGGUAAUGUUUUUUAGAACACAUGGGUAAGUGUUGCGUAGUACUCAUAUAUGGAUAGUAUAUUCUCAUUCUAAUGACUUCUAUGGUUAUCGUCGCAGAGUACUUUAGAGACUCCUUAUGUUCAUGCAUGUACAGCAGCACAUUCAUGAGCAGGUGGAGUUUAGAUUAGUAUUUUAAUAUAGACACUUUAUAGUACCAUAGUGUGUAUGUUUGUCUCAUCAAUGAUUGUCUUACGCGUAUUGUGCCCACUCCUCCUGCGAAAUCAACCAAUAUGUUUGCUGUAAUGUUAAGCUAACAAUAAUGCAGAGGUAAUGCUGAUAAAAUCUGAAAGAGUGGUAUUACCGUGAUGAGUAAAUACUGUGUGCUAUCAGUUCAGCACCUGCUGACAUUUUUCAGAACUUUUAUUGUUGGGUCAGCAGUAGCUAUCAUUAUUCUGAAAAUUAUCUGCUCAAAUAUCAUAUUACCAAGCAUAACUGCGUUACGGGACAGGCCGCAAAAUUUUUUCAGAGCAUUAAACUUGGAAUAAAACGGGGGGAAAAUACUUUCAUUAUAGAGUGAAUUUAAUAACUAAAAGCACACAGUGAUACAGUGUUAUUUGCUAGUAGCGCUUCAAACAUCAUAUGUUUCUCGAAAUCACAGUAAGUUACGUAACUUUCAAACUUCGUUUAUAUAGUUCCAUUAUUUUCUUCAAAUUUAAGGGCGAAAUAUGUAGACAAACAGAAAGGUGGCAAUGUCGUCAACCAAAUCCCAUUCGUAGCUGAUAUGUACAGUUGUGAAAAUAUGGCUCUUGAUGCAUUCAUUCCUAUCUCACAUAUGUGGUGAAGAUAUGUGGAUAACACUUUCAUAGGGUUAAAAAUAAGACAUAUCUCUAGUUUCUUAACACAUAAACUCAUUAGUAGUGGGAAUAAAAUUUACAUCUGACUCAGAACAUGAACAAGGAAAAUUUGAUUAAAAAAUAAAACGAGCAGGAGAAGGUAGAAAGUCUACUGGUGUUUAUAAAAAGCCAACACUAAUAGCUAUUUAGACUUUAAUUUAUCUCCUCCGUUAUCCGUAAAGGUAGGCUUGCUUAAGUGUUUGAUACUCUGAGCAGUAACUCUAAGUAGUACAUUGCGAAUCCUAAAUAAUGAAAUGAAACAGAAGAAGCGUUGAUGCGAAAUAACCAUCUCAUAAAAUUCAUUAAGGUCACAAAAGUUCACAAGAAAGAGAAAACUUCUAGUGUAACUGUUGACCAUAACAAAUAAGUAUUUAAGGUAUUUACGGUUUCACCAUAUGGGAAAGGGACAUCCAAAACCCCACGUAGGAUCUUUAACAAAGCAGGAGUUGGGGUGGCAUUUAAACCCACAAAGUCACUCAGGGACAAGCUCCGCAGGUUAAAGGACCCUAUUUAUCCGAUUAGACAAAGUAGUUUAAUCUACAAAAUGCUUUACAAUGACUGUGAGGUCAACUACAUAGGUCAAACUAGUAGAUCGGCGGUAGUCAGAUUAUCAGAUCAUAAGAAUUUAGCUAGAUGUAGGAAGAUUGACUCCUGUAAAGUGAAUACUUUAGAGAAAAACCCGGCAAUCGCGAUGUAUGCAUUUACACAAUCACACAAUGUUGUGGGACAAUGAAACAAUUCUUAAACGGAAUGUAGGUAUUUUAAGGAUGAGGUUGGUCGCUGAAUCGUUAUUCACCGAAUACACACCUAACACUUGCAAUGGGAAUGGUACAACGUCAAUACCAGCGAUAUGAAAAAUAUUACUCCCAAUGAAACUAAAGGAUUAGAAAUAAUACAGUUAUGUAGAUGACGUUUGAAGGUUAUGUAGGGAUGAAUGAAUGUCGUCACUCAAUAAUACUGUAUCACUGUGUAGUCUUUUCAGAUACAUUUGCUGUAUGAUGGAAUUAUACCCUACCGAAAUUCCCAAGUUUCUUUCUUUCAAAGGAGAAAAAUAAAAGGUGAGAGUAGUAUCAUCAAAAUCCACUAAAUCCCCGUAGUCAAUGAGAAAAAAAUAAUGAUUGUUCAAAUGGAAAUAUAACGUAAAUAAAUAUUCACCGCUGUAAUAAACUUUGUAUUACCUCAUCACGAUUCUUUUAUUCAGUUUUGUAGAUGAGUUCAGGCACUCCAUUGGAGCCCGUAUUUGGUUAUUCUAACACAGAGGAAAAGUUAAAUAAACGUACUAAAUUUCGAAACGCUGUAAUUGUUGGAUGUGGUGUCACAACUGUUACUGCAUACUAUGUGUUUUGGUCCUUUGUUUCUCCUGCAUUUCGAAAAUUUUGUUUGCCAUUCUUACCUGCUACGUCUCCACAACUAGACAACACUUACAAGCUUUUGAAAUAUGCACAAAGUCGACGAAUUGACAGGUCUUUGGGAUCAGUGGUCGACCUCGGCAGUGGUGAUGGACGUGUGUUACUUGAUUUGCUGACUCGACCAAAAUUGAAAAUUUGUUCUGCCCAUGGAGUAGAGCUGAAUCGACCACUGGUUUGGUACUCACGUUUCAAGCUAUUUCGCGUUAGCGAAUUGCCGACUACACCUAAAGUGACUUUUACAUGCGGAAAUAUUUGGAAGACUAAUCUCUCCGUGUAUGACACAGUCUUAUUAUUUGGUGUUGAUUCAAUGAUGAAUUCGAUAGAACAGAAGCUGAACAAAGAAUUACGAGCUGGAUCGAUUGUAGUUACAGCUAGAUACCCACUGCCUAACAAGGAAGCAUGCAGAGUAAUUAAUGAUGGACCACAUUCUGUAUUUUUGUACACAAUCUAA